Jaculus jaculus (lesser Egyptian jerboa) is the source of this 3606-nucleotide messenger RNA. It is a transcript of the gene Nup133, whose product is annotated as nucleoporin 133. The coding region runs from base 60 to 3530 and encodes 1156 amino acids. Gene Ontology annotation, biological process: poly(A)+ mRNA export from nucleus; protein import into nucleus; transcription-dependent tethering of RNA polymerase II gene DNA at nuclear periphery. Gene Ontology annotation, molecular function: structural constituent of nuclear pore; protein binding. The record is from RefSeq and is a predicted model, not a curated record. The transcript is spliced from 26 exons. Gene Ontology annotation, cellular component: nuclear pore outer ring. NCBI's taxonomy places the organism in Eukaryota, Metazoa, Chordata, Mammalia, Rodentia, Dipodidae.
UCAAGCUCUGGGCGCGCGUGGGCCUCUCCUCCGGCCCGUCCGCUGCGCUUCUUGCAGACAUGUUCCCGGCCGUCCCUUCUCCGCGGACCCCGGGUCCUGGGUCCCGACGGGGUCCGCUAGCCGGAGUCGGGCCGACGUCCACGCCCCGGGCGGCGAGCAGAAGAGGUUUGUCUCUGGGGUCUGCGGUCAGCUCCCCCGUGCUCUUCUCGCCGGUGGGCCGGCGUAGCUCUCUGAGCUCAAGAGGAACACCUACACGGAUAUUCCCCCACCACUCCAUAUCAGAAUCUGUGAACUAUGAUGUUAGAAUGUUUGGGUCAUCUCUUCCUGUUAAAAUCAUGGAAGCCCUGACACUGGCUGAAGUUGACGAUCAGCUGUCUGUCCACAUAGAUGAAGGUGGGUGGGUUUGUUUGGUCUGCAAAGAGAAACUCCUUAUUUGGAAGAUUACUCUGUCACCUGUCACUAAGUUGUCUGUCUGCAAAGAGCUUCAGCUGCCGCCCACGGAUCUCCACUGGAGCGCCGACCUGGUGGCUCUCUCCUACCCCGCUGCCUCAGGAGAGACACAGUCCAUUCAGGCUGUUGCUGUCAUGGUGGCUACCAGAGAGGGGUCCAUUCGCUACUGGCCAAGUCUUGCCAGGGAAGACACCUUCUCUGAGGUUUGUGUGGACUUGGGAGGCGAGAAGACGUGCAGGUUCCUGACAGCAGUGCAGGGAGGAAGUUUCAUCUUGUCCUCCGUGGGAAGCCAGCUGGUGCGGCUGAUACCUGAAAGCUCAGGAAAGAUCCACCAGCAUGUGCUGCCCCAGGGCCAGGGCAUGCUCUCAGGAAUUGGCCGGAGAGUUUCUUCCCUUUUUGGAAUUUUGUCCCCUUCUAAUGAUCUCAUGCUAUCCAGUGUUCUCUGGGACAGAGAAAAUUCGAGUUUCUACACCCUGACAAGCUCAAGCAUCAGCAAAUGGGAACUGGAUGAUACUUCAGAAAAACAGGCUCACAGUUGGGAUCUACACAGAGCCCUGAAGGAAAGCAUUACAGAUGCUAUUUGGGGAUCUGAAAGUAACUAUGAAGCUAUUAAAGAAGGGGUCAACAUUCGGUAUUUGGACUUGAAGCAAAACUGUGAUGGGCUCCUGGUCUUGGCAGCAGCGUGGCACCCAGGAGACAGUCCCUGCCUCAUCUAUUACUCUUUGAUAACAGUGGAAGACAAUGGUAACCAGAUGUCAGAUGCGGUUACUGUGGAAGUCACUCAGUACAACCCACCUUUCCAGUCUGAAGAUCUGAUUACAUGUCGGCUGAUGGUCCCGAAUUUUUUAAGCCAGAUGGCCUAUCUGUAUACGGAAAAUGCUGUCUUUGUGUGUUCUACCGGAACUGGGAAGUUUUCUCUUCCUCAGGAGAAAAUUGUCUUCGAUACACAAGGAGAUGGCAUUUUGGGCACUGGCUCCUGUGGCGGCGUUCCCAUCCUUUUCUCUAGGAACAGUGGUCUGGUGUCGAUCUCACCAAGGGAAAGUGUAACCCUGUUAGCAGAAGGCCUGGAGGAGUCCUUGGCCUCUUCUGUUGGUGGACGGGGCAGUGAGAGUAUGGUUUUUGAGAACACUUCCAAGAAUGAGACUAUUGCCCAGGAAGAUAAGACAAAACUACUGAAAGCUGCUUUUCUGCAGUUUUGCAGGAAGGAUUUAAACCGUGCCCAGAUGAUGGCUGAUGAGCUGUUUUCUUCUCACACUGACAUGGAUUCGGACUCUGAGCUAGACAGGGCUGUCACCCAGAUCAGCGUGGACCUGGUGGAUGACUACCCAGCCUCGGACCCACGAUGGGCAGAGUCUGUCCCCCAGGAGGCUCCUGGGCUCAGCAACACCUCACUGAUCAUUCUGCACCAGCUGGAGGACAAGAUGAAAGCCCACUGCCUCUUGAUGGACUUCCUGCACCAAGUUGGCCUGCUUAGGCGCCUGAGCACAUCUCCCGUCAGAGGGAUACCGAUGACCACUCGGCUGCUGCUCUGUGAGCAUGCAGAAAAGCUUUCCGCAGCCAUCGCGCUCAAGAACCACCACUCCCGGCUGCCGGAGCUGGUGAAUGCAGCCAUCCUGCUCACCCUGAACAAGAGGGAGUGUGACGUCCCAUCCAGCCUGACUCCUGCAGAUGUCUUCUUCCGAGAGGUGUCUCGGGUGGACACCAUCUGCGAGAGCCUGCUGGAGCAUGAGGAGCAGGUCCUGAGGGAGGCAGCGCUGGACUCCUUGGAGUGGGCCGAGGUGGCGAUCAACGUCAACACGAUCCUCAAGGACAUGCUGCAGGCUGCCAGUCACUGUCGCCUAAACAGAAGCUCCAUGUAUAGUCAGGAAGAGCCUGUAGGAAAAGAGCUGGAGCACGUGCCAUGGACAGCCACAGGUGGUCCCGCGGGCAUCCGCACAGUGAUCAUACGCCAGCAUGGGAUCAUCCUGCAGACAGUGUACCCACAAGCUGACAGCAACCUCCGAAGUGUUGUGACAGAGCAGCUUGUGGCCCUGAUUGACUGCUUCCUGGAUGGUUAUGUUGCCCAGUUGAAGUCUCUAGACAAAUCCAGUGACCAAGAAAGAUACAACAACCUGGAAGUGGAGUAUGUGCAGAAAAGAUCAGACCUCCUCUCUCCCCUGCUUGCGCUAGGCCAGCACCCUUGGGCGGCCUCUCUGGCAGAGAAGUACUGUGACUUCGAUAUCCUGGUACAGAUGUGUGAGCAGACGGACAACCAGGCCCGACUCCAACGCUAUAUGACCCAGUUUGCUGACCAGAAUUUUUCAGACUUUCUCUUCCGUUGGUAUCUGGAGAAAGGAAAGAGGGGCAAAUUAUUAUCUCAGCCCAUUUCUCAACAUGGACAGCUGGCAAAUUUUUUGCAAGCACAUGAACAUCUCAGCUGGUUACACGAAAUUAAUGGCCAAGAGCUAGAAAAGGCUCAUGUGACACUUCUGGGUUUAGCAAAUAUGGAAACUCGUUACUUUGCAAAGAAAAAAACCCUUCUUGGCUUGAGUAAAUUGGCUGCUUUAGCUUCAGGCCUUUCAGAGGACGAGCUGCGAGAGAAAGUUGACGCAAUGGCUGAGCAGGAGCGAUUUCUGCUGCACCAGGAGACCCUGCCAGAGCAGCUGCUAGCCGAGAGACAGCUGAGUCUCAGCACGAUGCCCGUGCUUACUGCACCACAGCUCAUCAGCCUCUACAUCUGUGAGGAAAACAGAAGAGCCAAUGAGUAUGAUUUUAAGAAAGCCCUGGAUUUGCUGGAAUACAUUGAUGAGGAGGAAGAUGUGAAUAUCUACGACCUGAAGCUGGAAAUCCUGUGCAGAGCUCUGCAGAGAGACGACUGGUCCAGUUCAGAUGGCAAAGAUGAUCCCAUUGAAGUGUCUAAAGACAGUGUGUUUGUGAAGAUCUUACAGAAGCUUUUAAAAGAUGGCACCCAGCUCAGUGAGUACUUGCCCGACGUGAAGGAUCUGCUGCAGGCCGAUCAGCUGGGAAGCCUCAAGUCCAACCCUUACUUUGAGUUCGUCCUGAAAGCAAAUUAUGAGUAUUAUGUCCAGGGUCAGAUGUGACUUUUUCUAAAAAUGGUCACUGUUUCUAAAAUUUGUAUAAAUGUGUUCUUAUUAAAAACCUUACACUUGGGCUGGA